GCAGCAUUGUGUUUGCAGAGUACCUUCGCAUGACAGCAGCUCUCCACACAAGCGACGUUUCGCCUAUACCUGGACAUCACACAGGGGCCUGGGCGACACGAGUCCACAGCCAGUUGUCUUAAGGAUGUCACGCCGGAGCGCUGAAGUUGCUCUGGAGAGAGACAGGUGCGACCGCACUGAGGAUUAGCAGAAGUAAAUCGAGGCGGGGGAGGGACACAAAGGUUCCCUUGAAUUUAGACCAUCGGGGACCAAAGACCCCAGCAUUUAGGAUUUUACUUCAAGAGGAAUAAGGUCUGCGCACGUCGUGUAGAAGUGGAGCGGAUCAUCGCUGCGCACCGGACUCGCCUCGCUGCCACAUCUCUGUCGAGUCACUUUCCUGUUGCCAUGACAAUGCAAGCCCCACCCCUGCUCCUGCUCACCCUGCUGCUCCAAUUGGCCAACUCUGCUUUCCCUGAACAAACACAGCCACUGAGCACAGUCCCUGUGGGAGCUGUCAGACAGUACCCUGUGUUUGUGGGUCGAUCGCAGGGCUCGGUUCUGAGGCAGGAGCCCCUCCAUAUCCAGAGGAUUCUGCAGGUGAACCGCACUCUCUACAUCGGAGCCAGAGAUGAUCUGUACCGUGUGGAUCUGGAUGUGCUGGUGGGGGAGGAGAUGUUUUACAGCAGGAAGCACACCUGGAAAUCGAAUCAGAAUGACAUCAGAGUCUGCAGGAUGAAAGGCAAACAUGAGGACGAGUGUCGGAACUUCAUGAAGGUUCUGCUGAGCCGGAGGGACGGCACACUGUUUGUGUGCGGAACCAACGCCUUUAACCCUCUGUGUGCCAACUACUCCUCGGACUCUCUGGAGCUUCUUGGGGACACGAUCAGCGGGAUGGCGCGCUGCCCCUACGACCCGAAACACGCCAACGUUGCCCUCUUUGCAGGUGGGAACCUGUUCACGGCGACGGUGACAGACUUCCUGGCGAUUGACGCUGUUAUUUACCGGAGCCUGGGGGACGGUCCAGCUCUGCGCACCGUCAAGCAUGACUCCAAGUGGUUCAGAGAGCCCUAUUUUGUCAGCUCUGUGGAAUGGAGGGGCCACGUCUACUUCUUCUUCAGGGAGAUGGCAAUGGAGUUCAACUACCUAGAAAAGGUCCUGGUGUCUCGUGUGGCCCGUGUGUGUAAGAGUGAUCUGGGGGGCUCUCAGAGAGUGCUGGAGAAACAGUGGACCUCCUUCCUCAAGGCUCGGCUCAACUGCUCAGUCCCGGGAGACUCUCUCUUCUACUUCAACGUGCUGCACUCCACCACUGGGGUCCUGCAGCUGGACGGGAGAGAUGUGGUGCUGGGGGUCUUCUCAACACCGUCCAACAGUAUCCCCGGCUCUGCCGUGUGUGCGUUCGAUAUGGAGCAGCUGGACAGGGUGUUCCAGGGGCGCUUCAAGGAGCAGAAAUCUCCUGAGUCCACCUGGACCCCAGUGCCGGACGAGGCUGUACCCAGACCCAGACCCGGAGGCUGUGCACUUCCAGGCUCCAGGUACAACUCCUCCAGCAGCUUCCCUGACGAGAUUCUGACCUUCGUGAAGACGCACCCCCUGAUGGACGAGGCCAUCCCCUCGCUGGGGCCCCAGCCCUGGAUCAUCAGGACCAUGGUCAGGUACCACCUCACCAAAAUUGUCGUGGACACAGAGGCCGGCCCCUACAGGAACAACACUGUCCUCUUCCUGGGCUCAGACACGGGGAGCAUCCUCAAAUUCCUCAUCAAACCCAAAAGUGAAAGCAACCCUGCCAACAGCAGCCUCUUCUUGGAGGAGUUCGAAGGAUACAAUCCUGACAAGUGCGGUGGAGAUGGCCCCGAGUCCAGGAGCAUGUUAGCCAUGUCUCUUGACAGGCCCAGUCGCACUCUCCUACUGGCCUUCCCCUCCUGUGUGGUCCGGGUCCCCCUUGCUCGCUGCCAGCAGCACUCCCUGUGCAUGAAGAGCUGCAUCUCCAUUCAGGACCCGUACUGCGGCUGGACCAAGGGCAGCACCUGCUCCUUCCUUGAACCUGGGACCAGGCUCCCGUUCGAGCAGGACAUCACUCACGGAAACACCUCCUACCUCGGGGACUGUCACGGCCUCCUGCAGGAGAGCUUCGUGGAGCAGCGGGACGGCCUGGUCUCUGUGAAACUGCUCAUGGUCUCUGCGGUCUCUGCCUUCGCGAUGGGGGCGGCACUAUCGGGCCUGGCGGUCUGCUGGUUCAUGGGUCACCAGCAGCGACACUGCGCCCGCAGCGGGGCGGGCGGCUCGGGGGCCGUCCGGCACAAAGGGGACAAGGAACAGAGCAUGGGGGGCUCAGUGGUGAGCGUGACCCGGCCCAGUGGGGGCCAGUCCGAGACCCUGCUGGCCCCCCUGAUGAUGCCAAACGGCUGGCCCAAGGGCAUGGGGGUGGCGGUGGGGGGCGUGAUGGACCUCGAUUCGGGGGGUCUCCUGCCCACUCCGGAGCAGACCCCUCUGCAGCAGAAACGCUGCCCCCCGGGUCUCCGGCUGAGCGGAGGGGACCCCAGCUGGGAGCAGAGUCACUACCUGAACGCAGGCCCCGGCCCUUCCUCCUCCUCCUCCUCCUCCUCCUCCUCCUCCUCCAUCAUCUACCUGAACUCCAAGCACCUGCCCAGGGAGAGCCGGCACUGCGCGCAGGGGGAGCAGAGAGAGCCCCAGCACUACCUCUCCAUGGCAGUGAGGGAGCGCUCCGACAGGCACAGCCCGGCUCUCAGGAACUCCUCUGGGGAGUACCCCUACCCCGUCACCCCGCAGGACAGCCCAGACAGAAGGAGGGUGGUCUCAGCCCCCAACACCCAGCUGGAUUUUGGAGAACACCUGCGCUGGAAUCCAGAGAGCCUCAACUUCAACAGCAACAAUGGGUCGUCUUCCCAGAGCAGCCGUCUUUACAGCAAGCCCCCACCCCCCCACAGCGGUGACCACGCCUUCCACGGCCCGCUGAGGUCAUCGCACCAGCCACACCCACCCGCCCUGAAUGGCCUUGCUGUGCAAGGGAGGGAACAAGCGGACUCCAUCUGGCCAAUGAGAAACAAGUAAAAUAAAGAAAUAAUACACCUUGAAAAAUGACAAAAAUUGCCCAGUUACAAACAACCUGUGCUCAGCCUCUCCCUCUCCCUCUGUCCUUUCUCUCUCUUUCUCCCCCUCCCUCUCUUUCACUGUCAGAGCAGCGUCUCCACUUAGUGAUUUACAAAGUCAAUGCGAGCGUAAGAAAGACUGCAAAACCUUUACUAUGAAACCAUUGAUACGAAUGAUAUGAAGCCAUUGAUACGAAUGAUAUGAAGCCAUUGAUACGAAUGAUAUGAAGCCAUUGAUACGAAUGAUAUGAAACCAUUGAUACGAAUGAUAUGAAGCUCUUCUGCUCACAGCAGCUCUGCCAGCGCUGCAGAAAACUCAAACCCUCGUCUCCACUGCCAGAGAAAAUCAAACGGCAAAGACUUGACUCGAGCCAGAGCAAGAGAUAUUCACAUGAGGUUCUAAAAGAUUAUCCAGCCCAGUCCAGCCCAGCCCAACCCAGUCCAGUCCAGCCCAGUCCAGCCCAGUCCAGCCCAGUCCAGUCCAGUCCAGUCCAGUCCAGUCCAGUCCAGUCCAGGGGUUUAGCAAGGAGCCUCCUGAAAACACUCCCUCCCAAAGCCACUCAAUUAUUGUGACUGACUGGUCCCUGUUCUGCACAAUGUGGGUUUGUUUCCAUUGCCUUAGUGCUGAGGAGGAGUCUUCCAGGCAACGUAGACCCAGAUAAUCUCAUUCCUGAGCUGGGGGAGACAGCACAUAACACAGGGAGGCUGCAUUUGACCACAGUUUAGGCCUCCAUUUUGCUAAGUGGAAACAGCAAUAUAAUGCUUUUGGAAAUAAAAGUGAAAGUCUUCAUUGGAAACAAAGUAUUUUCAACCUGUCUAUAUAAAGGAGGAGAAACUUUAUUCAGAGAACCCGAGAGUUUAACCUGAACUGGAGGGAUACCCUGAGCACCUCUCCCCCCGCCCUCCACACACACAAUGGUACGCUCCGGUCCCGGAACACUUUUGAUUGAUCCAGGGUCAGUCUGAGAGCCGCCCCGGGACAGCAGCGCACAGGAGGGGCAGAAACACAGAGCAGCUGAGUCUGGUUCUGGAGGAGCCCGGGUGCAGGGUGUCUAGGGAGCAGGGUGUCUGGGGAACAGGGUGCCUGGGGAGCAGCACGUAAAGUUAUUCAUUAAAAAUACAAGACUGGGGGGGAGCGACACACAACAUGGAGACAGAUGAAGUCAGAACGCAAUGGAAGUCAGGGAGAGGGGAACAGAACAGGACUGGGUUCAGACCCCCUACCCCCCACGGAUAUCCCCCCACAUCGCUCUCAGAGACAUUUCUAGAAAGCAAUGUUCAUUCACCGUGGGCUCUUUGCUGCCUGUGGUGAAUCUGUAGCACAAUGUAUGAAAUUUAAAUGAAUCCCGCUGUGACACUCAGCCCCUUUCAGUUGGGGGCGCUGCUAGAGUUUUUUCAGCUGCGGGGUUGUGAAAGAUAAACUAGCUAGCUCAGGUUUUAGAAGCGUCUGUCAGUGUGAGGCCGUGCAAGGCUGGAUCCCAGCGGUACAGUUAGACUGUGCAUCACUAUCAUUCACACCUGCAUGAAUUGUUACUUUCUUUAGUUUUCCCUGCUGCUGCUGCAUUUCAUUUUUCACACUCUCACGAUUGAAUACAGUGACACGGCUCAGUUUUAUUUCUCAGUGAUAAUGAAAAGUCAGAAGAAUCCAAUGUAAUGGGUUGA
Molecule: messenger RNA, 4748 nt
Organism: Polyodon spathula (Mississippi paddlefish)
Lineage: Eukaryota; Metazoa; Chordata; Actinopteri; Acipenseriformes; Polyodontidae
Product: semaphorin-6B-like
Exons: 18
Coding region: 385-3048 (887 amino acids)
Biological process (GO): positive regulation of cell migration; axon guidance; negative regulation of axon extension involved in axon guidance
Molecular function (GO): chemorepellent activity; semaphorin receptor binding
Source: RefSeq, a predicted model, not a curated record